CUUUCGUGUAUGUGCGAAAACUGGUGAAAACAAGCCUUGUUUGGUACAGCUAAGACGACAUGAGUAUGAGGAUUACUGUUGUUGGUAUUAAGUUAUCGAUAGAAAUUAAUAAUUCGUUAUAAUUUAUAAUACCAAAAUGCCUGCAACCGCUUUACACAAAUUUAUAACGUUGAUGGGACUAUUGUCAAUAUUACAUACAGCAUAUUCGGCUGCCCAACAUCGUUCGUAUUUACGGAUAACUGAACAGGAAUUCAUUACCUUACCAAUUGAUAUUUUAAUACAAGGCAUUAUCAGUUUAUUUAUGGUUAUGUAUGGAGUAAUGUAUAUUGCCGGUGACUUUAAGGAAAUUCGAGCAGUGGUUGAUUUAGAAAACAAAUCGUGGGAAACAUUAAGAAAUCUUCCAUCAUUUCAAAUAUUCAGUCAUCGUGGAAGAUCUUUAUCUUCUUGAUGCAUGCAGUGAAUCUUAUAAAUGUUUUUAUUAUUAAUUUUUGGGGGAGGCACAAUAAUAUAAUUAUUCAAUAAGUAGUACAUUCUAAUGUAUGGAAUUGUGUAAUUUAAGUAAUUAUUUAUUAUUUGAUCUUAAUUUUAUUACAUUUAUAAGAAAUACGAAAAGAUAUUUGUGGUAAUAUAGUAUGAAUUUUAAAUCACAUAUUAAAAUGUGUGAAUGUACAUAUUGUUUCUAAUAGAUGUAACAAUAGAAUACAAAUGAAAUAAAUAUUAAAACUUUGUGUUUUCUUA
Bombus pyrosoma is the source of this 738-nucleotide messenger RNA. RefSeq names its product ER membrane protein complex subunit 5 (gene EMC5). The record is from RefSeq and is a predicted model, not a curated record. The transcript has 3 exons. Gene Ontology annotation, cellular component: plasma membrane; early endosome; EMC complex. NCBI's taxonomy places the organism in Eukaryota, Metazoa, Arthropoda, Insecta, Hymenoptera, Apidae. Bases 137 to 448 code for a protein of 103 amino acids.